Molecule: messenger RNA, 1189 nt
Organism: Halichondria panicea
Lineage: Eukaryota; Metazoa; Porifera; Demospongiae; Suberitida; Halichondriidae
Exons: 6
Coding region: 39-1040 (333 amino acids)
Source: RefSeq, a predicted model, not a curated record
CAUGCAUGCAAGUGUAGUACGGUUUUUGGUGAAGCAAAAUGAAUUUAAUUAUAAACCAAGCUACAAUUGACUCAUGGUUAAGAAGAAAUGAAGACUUCACAAACGAAUUCAUCCUUGACUGGGUCAAAGACCACCCGGAAUUACACCUGGCCCUUUUUAAAAGCAAUCCAUACUUCGAAAUCCCUGGUGCGCUAUCUGAGCUUGUUGACACCACAUACAGAAAAGACAGUGGAGUGGACAUUGUUCAAGGGAGCUCAAACAUACAAUCACAGUCAUCUCUACUAGAGGACAGACUAUUAUCGCUGAAAAUUACAGCAUCCCACAAGAAACCAGAACAAAACAUGAAGUUUCACCCUGAAAUUCUUCGAGCAGACAGACUGGAGGCAAUGCUGGACAUGUCACGCUUUCUCCACGCCAAGAUUUUCGUGCCUCUAGAGGUCGUAAUGAAAGUGAUGCACAGUGCUCAACACUUUCUUAAUUGCACUGUGGUACACUUGCUCCUCAAUGAAUCUCAGCCAAUCUCUGAUUCGGAAACAGCUGGGGAUGUUGUGAAACUGUCAAAGGCUUUGGUUGUGGCAAACAAAUAUGAGGACUACAUACCAAGAAAUGUUGACGAGAAAUAUGUUCCCCACUUAAUUGAGCUGACCAAGCAGACUCAGCAACAUGGAUCAACAUUUGAAAUUGAUGAUAAAAUAAUAUGUGUCCGUCUUCGUGGAGCAUGGGGCAGGACAAUUGGUUUUCUUGUGUUAGUGUACUCUGACGAAGAAAUAAGAAACGUUAUGGCGCUCAAUCUAACCUAUAUUGAUUCGUUUUCCCAAAUUUGUGGAAUGGCCAUUGAUAACGCAUGUGCAAUCUCUGAUACUACAAAGCUGUGCAAUAUUGAUAAUCAAGCAGAAGAUAGAGAACCUAAACAAAUACUAUCUCAAGUCAGUAGAGAGUCAAUAGCUUGGAGUAGUGAUAUAUGUACGGAUAACGAUUGCAACAUUGAAGAGGAUAUAAACUACAGUUGCAGCUGUCCAGAACUGUCAACUCAUCACUAAACCCUCAAAAGAAUUAUAUUUGUCAUCAUAAUUAUAUUAUAGCUAUUAGUUAACUUCCUAUACACGUGUAUCUAUACCACGCAUUUUUAUAUACAUGUGUCACCGUAUACAAUGUACAUAAUUGUACAUGUAUAAUUAUAGGGGUAAUU